Tupaia belangeri chinensis (Chinese tree shrew) is the source of this 4211-nucleotide messenger RNA. RefSeq names its product tousled like kinase 2 (gene TLK2). Gene Ontology annotation, molecular function: protein serine/threonine kinase activity; ATP binding. Gene Ontology annotation, cellular component: nucleus; perinuclear region of cytoplasm. Gene Ontology annotation, biological process: intracellular signal transduction; peptidyl-serine phosphorylation; chromosome segregation. NCBI's taxonomy places the organism in Eukaryota, Metazoa, Chordata, Mammalia, Scandentia, Tupaiidae. The record is from RefSeq and is a predicted model, not a curated record.
UUCCUGCAGCUCCCAAAAACAGAUCUCCAUCCAGCACAGACAGACCCAGUCUGACCUCACAAUAGAAAAAAUAUCUGCACUAGAAAACAGUAAGAAUUCUGACUUAGAGAAGAAGGAAGGAAGAAUAGAUGAUUUAUUAAGAGCCAAUUGUGAUCUGAGACGGCAGAUUGAUGAACAGCAAAAGAUGCUAGAGAAAUACAAGGAACGAUUAAAUAGAUGUGUGACAAUGAGCAAGAAACUCCUUAUAGAAAAGUCAAAGCAAGAGAAGAUGGCAUGUAGAGAUAAGAGCAUGCAAGACCGCUUGAGAUUGGGCCACUUUACUACUGUCCGGCACGGGGCCUCUUUUACCGAACAGUGGACGGAUGGUUAUGCUUUCCAGAACCUUAUCAAGCAACAAGAAAGAAUAAAUUCACAGAGGGAAGAGAUAGAAAGACAACGGAAAAUGUUAGCAAAGCGGAAACCACCUGCCAUGGGUCAGGCCCCUCCAGCCACCAAUGAGCAGAAGCAGCGGAAAAGCAAGACCAAUGGAGCUGAAAAUGAAACAUUAACAUUAGCAGAAUACCAUGAGCAAGAAGAAAUCUUCAAACUCAGAUUAGGUCAUCUUAAAAAGGAAGAAGCAGAGAUCCAGGCAGAGCUGGAAAGGCUAGAAAGGGUUAGAAAUCUACAUAUCAGGGAACUAAAAAGGAUACAUAAUGAAGAUAAUUCACAAUUUAAAGAUCAUCCAACGCUAAAUGACAGAUAUUUGUUGUUACAUCUUUUGGGUAGAGGAGGUUUCAGUGAAGUUUACAAGGCAUUUGACCUAACAGAGCAAAGAUAUGUAGCUGUGAAAAUUCACCAGUUAAAUAAAAACUGGAGAGAUGAGAAAAAGGAGAAUUAUCACAAGCAUGCAUGUAGGGAAUACCGGAUUCACAAAGAACUGGACCAUCCCAGAAUAGUUAAGCUGUAUGAUUACUUUUCACUGGACACUGAUUCGUUUUGUACAGUAUUAGAAUACUGUGAGGGCAAUGAUCUAGACUUCUACCUGAAACAGCACAAAUUAAUGUCGGAGAAAGAGGCCCGAUCCAUUAUCAUGCAGAUUGUGAAUGCUUUAAAGUACUUAAAUGAAAUAAAACCUCCCAUCAUACACUAUGACCUCAAACCAGGUAAUAUUCUUUUAGUAAAUGGUACAGCGUGUGGAGAGAUAAAAAUUACAGAUUUUGGUCUUUCCAAGAUCAUGGAUGAUGAUAGCUACAAUUCAGUGGAUGGCAUGGAGCUAACAUCACAAGGUGCUGGUACUUAUUGGUAUUUACCACCAGAGUGUUUUGUGGUUGGGAAAGAACCACCAAAGAUCUCAAAUAAAGUUGACGUCUGGUCAGUGGGCGUGAUCUUCUAUCAGUGUCUCUAUGGAAGGAAGCCUUUUGGUCAUAAUCAGUCCCAGCAAGACAUUUUACAAGAAAAUACUAUUCUUAAAGCUACUGAAGUACAGUUUCCGCCAAAGCCAGUGGUAACACCUGAAGCGAAGGCGUUUAUCCGACGAUGCUUGGCCUACCGGAAGGAGGACCGCAUCGACGUCCAGCAACUGGCCUGUGACCCCUACUUGCUGCCUCACAUCCGAAAGUCAGUCUCCACAAGUAGCCCCGCAGGAGCUGCUGUUGCGUCAACCUCGGGGGCAUCCAAUAACAGUUCUUCGAAUUGAGACUGGCUCCAAGGCCACGAACUGUUCGACACACACAAAGUGGACAAGUGGCAUUCAGCAGUGGGUUUGGAAUAUAGUGAAUCCAAAUGGAUCUCAUGAAACCUGUACCAGGUGCUUUUAUUUUCUUGCUUUUUUCCCAUCCAUAGAGCAUGACAGCAUCGAUUCUCAUUAAGGAGAAGCCUUGGGCACUCUGGCCAGGCCUCGUAGGAAAAGGCCCUGCCCGAGGUUCCGGCGUCAACGGCCACUGUGUGUGGCUGCUCUGAGUGAGGAAAAAAUUAAAAAGGAAACUGGUUCCAUGUACUGUGAACUUGAAAACAUGCAGACUCAGGGGGGUCCCUGAUGCAAUGCUUCAGAUGAAGAAUGUGGACUUGAAAAUACAGACUGGGCUAGUCCAGUGUCUAUAUUUAAACUUGUUCUUUUCUUUUAAUAAAGUUUAGGUAACAUCUCCUGAAAAGCUUGUAGCACAAAGGCUCAGCUGGGGAUGGUGUUUGACUUCGGAGGAAAAAAGUUGCUAUUGCCCGUUAAAGGCACUAGAGUUAGUGUUUUAUCCCUAAAUGAUUUCAAUUUUUAAAAACAUGCAGCUUCCCUCUCUCCUUUUUUAUUUUUGAAAGAAUACAUUUGGUCAUAAAGUGAAACCCGUAUUAGCAAGUACGUGGCAAUGUUCAUUCCAAUCAGAUGCAGCUUUCUCCUCCGUCUGGUCUCCUUUUUGCAAUUGCUUCCCUCAUCUCAGUAGGGAAAAAAUUGAGUGGGAGGACUGAGAUGUGUGGGGUUUUGCCAUUGGACAAAGAAUGAGGUUGGAAGACUGCAGCUUGGAGUCUCUCUAGGUUUUCAACUAUUUCUUCACAAUUUGAACACUUGACGGUUGUCCCUCUUAAUUUAUUUGAAGUGCUAUUUUUUUAAAUAAAGGUUCAUCUGUCCAUGCAGUCCUCGUGGGUUCUCUGAAUGUAGCAGCUAUUGGCACUGAUCCACAGGGAGGCAGAAAGCGGGCGGCGGAGCCCGAGUUCAGGAGCAGCCGUCCUAGCCCCAGUGCUGUGUGCUUGCUAAAUGGCGUACAUUCCUUGUUAGCCACCUUAUUAAACCGGAUCAGCACAGAAGCUUUCCUCUGUUAGAUCUUCUGGCAGGAAACAGCCUUCUCCCAGUCCUCUAAAUUCUGUGGGUGUUUGCUGGGGUGUGUGUCUUUGUGUGUACAGACACACACACUUUGUCUAACUCACUUCAGUGAUCAUCGAGUGGAAUUUUAAAAAAUUAUCUUAGAGGAAAUAGGUAUUUCAAAUGUGGAUAUUCUUUUGGAACUAUUUUUUUUUUAAUGUGGUAGCUUCUGUGAUGUGUGACCAACUGAAGAUGGAGCUGAAAUGGGAGCCGCGUGGCCCCAGCGUGCCCCUGAAACAGCAGAGCACUGACAGUAGGGCGGGAAGGAGACCAGAGCCCCAGCAUGUGGUAGCCAGCCUGGAAUGUUACUGACAUAUGUGGCGAGAGGGUGCAGCCAAAAUGCUUAAGGAGGAGGCGUUCAGUGGCUUCUCGUGCAGGGGAGGGAGUCAGGAAGGGUAGGAAACUCUCAAAUGACUCAUGGCGCUCCUGUUUCCUUGACAUGUGAAAAACGUCACCCAUGACACAUCCCUAGGACCUUUGUCCUUGGGCCUGCCCACGCUCCUUGUUAUGAGGCUAUCCUAAGGGAAGAUGGCGUGUUCCAAAUUAGAGAGAAAUCCAUGGGUAGAGGUUGUCACAUGGAGCUCUGACUGGAAGGAUGUGGGCCUCUGAGGCCUUGGCACCCCCAGGUUUCCCUAACUAUUUUAUUGUAAUAAAUGUUUACAUAGAUACACACGUGCAUCUCUGCAAGCACUAGUGCAUGCACGCAUGUGUAACCACUGCCUUCAGGCCACUAAGCAGGGUCCCCGUGGGGCCUCGCAGGUCGAGCAGAGUCCUGAAAGGAUGGCGUCUGCAUACGGAAGAAGAAAGCUGAGACCAUGUUUAAACUUACUCAGAAUAAUUACAAACUAUGACUUUUUUCUUUCUUUCCUAUGAUUUUGUAGUUCUUUUUUAAAAAAAAAAAAAAAUUUGGAGGUUGACAGAGUGUUUCAUGUUAAGCCUUCCUCUAACUUCCUGCCUCCUUUUCCCCCACGGGCUUGUACGUGAAACUGCAGGACUUCCCCGGUCUGCCUUUUCUGCCCUCUCCUAUAGGGAUGCCCUCUCCCUUUGCUCUUACUGGCUCUGCGACAGAGCCUGCGGAGCUGACUGGCCUUGACUGAGUCUGGGCACGACCUCUUUUCCACGGUGUGGACAAGCCCCACAGGCAUGCGGAAUGUUGACCUUUUCACUGGUUUUAAGGAGCCAGUGAAAUCAUUGACUUCUCCUAUGACAUAUUUUUGUUAAUAUGGUUUUCACUUUUUCCAAGGAUAGUCCUUUAUUGCCACAAUGUUGAUUACUUUUACCCAAUGACAAAAAACAUGUAUUAAUUUGUAAUUAAACCCAACCAGACUGUUUUGGCCUUUCCCAAUUGGGAUGGGAGGGGGAGAAAGGAUAUUAAAUUAAGUUUUAA